Molecule: messenger RNA, 879 nt
Organism: Melampsora larici-populina 98AG31
Lineage: Eukaryota; Fungi; Basidiomycota; Pucciniomycetes; Pucciniales; Melampsoraceae
Exons: 5
Coding region: 361-606 (81 amino acids)
Source: RefSeq, a predicted model, not a curated record
CCACUUGCAGCGCGGCUCGCGUGCUACCUCUAGUCGUUAAACUCGAACGGGCAUUUCCCCAUAUCGAUCUUUUGGUGCGUUUCACCGUGGCGGGUUUAGAUUCUUAUAUCUUCUUCAAUGCAUUAACAUUUUUGCUCUAUAUUCCAUUUGUAUAUUCGGUAUUCCAAAGUUUCAAGAAUCGAAGAGGGUUGGAUGUUUCAGUGAAACGACAACUGGAAGGAGUCUUUGCAAAUACCGUGAUAGAAUUUGCCAUCAUAUUCUUAAAUCUCCUUCUAGUAAUUUCCGCAGUAUGUGUUAAACUUCAGCCUACAUUUUCUUGUCAAAUCCAAAUGUACAUAUUUGAUUGCUUGAAUUUAUCUUAUGUUUUACAUUUCCCUCAAGGCGUGUUUAGUUCAGAAAGGUCAAUUCAUUUUCAAUCCUAGCUUUUGGCUUAUACUUCGUAUUGGCAUGAACAAUACCAUUGCAACCUUGGGAAACAUUACCUUGUUCUUGAUCUUAGACGGUCUACGGAGGGCGAAUGUAACUCAUUCCAUCAUUGAACUCGCAACCCCCGAGCUCAUGAAAGUCACACACACUCGUAAAUCUGACGAAACUACUGCAGCAUAAUAUCGAUAUCUAUAGCCUUGACUGAUCAGCCUAACCUCGGUCUUAUUGUACUGAAUCCAUUCAUUCUUCUGUCCUCUAAUUUUGAUAUCUCCUUUUUGAAAUGUUCCUUUUACGUAACUUUUGUAAUCUGCAUUGCAGCUCCAUACCAUAGCCUUUGAAGAUGCGAAGUGGGAAUGGUUUGUAUCAACAUCAGUAUCUUAGCUCACUAAUCUCAAAGUAAUUACAAUAAGACACCUGCAAUUCACACUGCAAAAAGAAUACAUUUCUCAAGGU